Molecule: messenger RNA, 1458 nt
Organism: Durio zibethinus
Lineage: Eukaryota; Viridiplantae; Streptophyta; Magnoliopsida; Malvales; Malvaceae
Source: RefSeq, a predicted model, not a curated record
UAUGUGUAAUUUACCUAAUUUCUUUAAUAGGAAAACGCAAGAUCGGAAACGAGUAUAACGGUAAACCCUCACUGUUAUCGACUCUUUUUUUCCUUUUUUAAAUUAGAAGACUGUUUUCCAUUUUUAUUUCUAGUUUUGAUUUCAAUUCCGAACAAAAGAAAUAGAAGAAAAAUGGCGUCGAAUCCUGCCCUGAUGCCCGAGAUCGGACCCGAUGGACUUGCUAGGGAAGCACCUGUCAUCGCCUACACUGAGAAGAUAAUCGAGAAGAGCGGCUUCAACUCAAGAAGUACAUAGAAGAAAAUUAUUCUAAAAUUCGUGAUGUUGAAAGAGAACCAGCGAAUUGUACAAUGGAGAUGAAACUCAUUGCUGGGCCGAAAAAAGGAGUUUGGUGUGUUUUUACCAUUAUAUGAAAUAUUUCUUCAUUUAUGUGUAUUUUUCUAUAGUGGAGUGGUUAAUACGUGGUGCGUACCUUCAGCCCUUGAACAUAUGAGAAAGAAAAUUGAAAUGUCAACUGAGAGAAUACGCAUUGCAAAGCAGAAGCAAGCAGAAGGAAGAAAAAGCACGAAAGGUUCGAGAAAGCAGUAACUCUCAGUUUACCUGACUUGAGGAGUUGAAAAGGCGAAUGGAAGCUCUGAACCCAAGUAGAACAUCCAUUUUGUCUCAUCAUUCAUCAGAAAAGACACGUCACCCAAUGGAAAAAUCAAAAUGGUUCUCUGUUCUUGGUGCUGUAACUGUAGAUGCUUCCCCAAUUCCACAAACAACAGAAGCAGACUCUACUGUUUCUGAAAAUUUACCUAAUCGAGGUAAUGCUGGAUAUGCUCCAGUUAUGAAUGGGCAGAAUCAACCGCCCACCAAUGAUAGAGAAGUAAAGGGAAAGAAGAAAAGCCAUUUUCAAGGAAGAGGAAAGGGGUUUGUUGCUAUGCCCAAGGGUAGAGGGUCUGCAGCACCUGGCUGGACCGGAGCAGGGUUUGAUGUGGAUGCUAGAACUUAGAAGCAUCAUUUCAGAUCUUUUCUUUUGUUUGCUGAAGGUUCAGGGCAAAUUAUCUGUGUUUGCUUAUGUUAUGGGUAUCGGAAGUCUUUCUGCCCUUUUUUUUCUUGAUUUUUACUCUUUAUUGUAUUCUUUCAAUUGCAUGUACCUUGUUGAUAUGAAUGAUGCCAUUUGGCUUUUCUUUCUUAUUCAUUUCCAGGACUGAUAUAUGUCACUAGUGUCAUCUUCAAGCAGGAAAUCAUUUAGAAACUCUCUUUAAAAAAUUAAUAAAAAUGGAAAUCCUCUCUUUGGUAUCAAAAGCUGAAAUCUGAAUUUUAGUGGAAAAGUAUUUCUCUAAUCGAUUGAAUAUAUGUAAAAUAGAUGAAGGGCUUGGGUUUUGAAAGUUUUGCCACUGAGUUUAGGUAAAUCUUCUGGAUGAUAGAAUGCCAUAGAUCUGUUUCUGUUUGGGUUGAAAAGGAGGGGAGGCUGUG